GCGCGAGGAGCCGCCGGGCAGGUGGCCCGCGGCGGGCGCCCCGCGGCGCCGCGCCGAUCCGGUCCGAUCCGCACCAUGCAGACCUUCCUCAAGGGGAAGCGGGUGGGCUACUGGCUCAGCGAGAAGAAGAUCAGGAAGCUGAACUUCCAGGCCUUCGCGGAGCUGUGCCGGAAAAGAGGAGUAGAAGUAGUGCAGCUUGACCUUACCAAACCUAUUGAAGAUCAGGGCCCUUUGGAUGUAAUCAUACAUAAACUGACAGAUGUCAUCCUUGAAGCAGACCAGAAUGACAGCCAGUCACUGGAGCUGGUUCACAGGUUCCAGGAAUAUAUUGAUGCUCACCCUGAAACCAUUGUCCUGGACCCUCUUCCAGCUAUUCGGACACUUCUGGACCGAUCCAAGUCUUACGAGCUAAUUCGGCAAAUAGAGGCAUACAUGCAAGAUGAGAGGAUCUGUUCACCACCCUUUAUGGAGCUGACAAGUGCCUGCGGAGAAGAUACCUUGCAGCUAAUAGAGAAGAAUGGACUGGCAUUCCCAUUCAUUUGUAAAACCAGAGUGGCCCAUGGAACCAACUCUCACGAGAUGGCAAUCAUCUUCAACCAGGAGGGCCUGAAGGCUGUCCGUCCCCCUUGCGUCAUUCAGAGCUUCAUCAAUCACAAUGCUGUGUUGUAUAAAGUGUUCGUGGUUGGGGAAUCCUACACAGUGGUAAAAAGACCAUCUUUAAAGAACUUCUCUGCUGGCAUCUCAGACAGAGAAUCAAUAUUUUUCAACAGCCACAAUGUUUCAAAGCCAGAAUCAUCAUCUGUCUUAACAGCACUUGAUAGAAUCGAAGGAGUGUUUGAGCGGCCAAAUGACGACGUCAUCCGGGAAAUCUCCAAGGCGCUGCGGCAGGCUCUGGGAGUUUCCCUCUUUGGAAUUGAUAUCAUCAUUAACAAUCAGACUGGGCAGCAUGCGGUCAUUGAUAUAAAUGCAUUCCCAGGGUAUGAGGGUGUUUCCGAAUUUUUCACAGAUCUCCUGAACCACAUAGCUGCUGUCCUGCAGGGCCAGGCACCUGAGGUGACCCAGCUAAACCGCAGCAAGCUCCUGGCUGAGCAGACCAGCGGGAUCAUGGACGAGCGGAUAUGCUGCGCUAGCACAGGCUGUCUCAGCGUCAUGGGAAAAGACUCCUCCUGGAUUGUGGAAAGCGAGACCAACAGCUCAGUAAAACUGCAACACCAGAGACUAGGCUGCAACUCGGCAGUGUCCCCCAGCUUCCAGCAGCACUGUGUCGCUACAUUGGCAACGAAAGCUUCCUCUCAAUAACUUGCCAAUGCCAUGGACUAAGGAAAAGCCACAGGGAUACAAAUUGUGGUCCCAGAACCAGAUCAGGCUGUAACAAUACAUUUGUGAAAAAUGAAAAAGAAAACACAAAAAAGCAAAACAAAAAAAACCCCUUCCGUUUGAUUUAACAUGAUUUGCUGAUGAAAUGGACAGAAAGAGGGAGGGUGAGAAAGUGAUCCAGAUCUAUUUCAUCAGAUUUCAGCUGCAAAUCUGUAGUGAGUUUACACACACAUGGGUUUUAACACUAGUCCUUUCAUUGUGGGAGGGUUGCUCUUUCAUUUCUGUUGUUCUUUGUAAUCACUGGUGACCAGCAUUUUAAUAUCGGACCUCAUGAUAUCAAGAAGUUAAUAAUGUUGAAAUGGAGUGUAUGAAUGUAACAGUGCUAGAGAUUUUUGCCUAAAAUAUCCCGUUUCCUCUUUCCAGAUAGGCCCUUGCAAAAGAAAGCUAAGACAACUUCAGUAUCACCAAACCAAAUCUGUUGAGACAUCUACCAGUCGCAGUGUCCACAGGUAGCUUGCUGUGAGUGGGGCAGAGCUGACUGACUGUUCAGGGUGCAGAACUGUGGCAAUGGCCAUGGUUCCUGCUUUGCAGUUUUUCCCCUGGCCUUAUUGCCUCAGUCGAAAGCCGCAUCUAAUACACUUGCCAAUAGUGAAACAUGUCUGAUCCAGACAGGCUGAUCUGAAAAAAAGGGUGCAGAUAACCAGGAUGAAUGAUUUGGUAGAUGAAAUAUCAUCCUUUCAAUCCUCUGCUAGCGGUGAAAUCCACGAAGAGUUAGUGGUUUCAGCUCUUCUCUUAGCAGAGCACGGAAGUCUCCCUCCGUUGCCCUUGCGAAGGGUCUGGGACAGCUCUGCGAGGGGGCUGGCCAACAGAGCCACGUAUUUUCCUUAGAGCAGUACAUCUGGUCUGCAGAUCCUAAGGAGUAACACAGUUGCUGCUUUUCACAGAUCCAUGACUCUGUACAUUUUUUUUCUUCUGGAGACUAAGUAUAGGCAGAAUUGCCUGUAGUGAGGCUUUGUGUGAGGUAGCAAUACAUGACAGCGCUAGCUUAGAGACCUCGUUAUUGUGUUGCAAGCUGUCAGACGAAGCCGUGUGGUGAUUUACAACAGUGCUCUGUAUCAUUUGUAAACUAUAGCACAACCAAAUUAUAUAUUGCUCUUGAGAUAUACAGUAAUCCUACAGUGUUCACCCUCUAUUGUAUCUUCUAGCAUGGCAGCAUCUUCUGCUGCUGAGAAUUCCUGCAACUUUUGCCAAUUCUGAACACUAAACUGGAAGUAACUGAGUCUGUCAGUGCUGGCAACAUAGACACUAUUUUGGUAGAGUUAGUGGCCUUUCCUUCUUCAUAUAAGCCCUAAAAUAUACUUAAGGAGGUGGUGUUAAGAAAAUUCCCUUAGUUAAGCUCUUAGCUUACAGAUAAGGGAAUUUCCAUCUUCCUAUACCAGGCAUUUAUAAAGCAUUCGUCACUGCGGCAUUUAAUACCAGUUUUGUUGAUGUCGUGCAUUAGAUACCUACUCGAAAGGAAAGGACCAAGAGAAUAGAGCCCAGGUAGACCAAGGAGAAAAUAGUAAACCAAAAUGUGGAAAUGUAAACCAAAAUGUCACCAUCCUGCCUGAUACCAGUCCUGUAGGGGAAGACGUUUCUGAGAGUGUUCUGUAGUAAUUACUUUGUGUAAAUGAUGAUUUUCCUGUACGAGGCAUUGGAUUGGUUUUCCCAAAGUGCCGUUCUAGGGAAUUCUCUAUAGCUGGGAUUGGAUUUUUGAGGAUGAUGUAUACAACAGAAGGUUAUUCCAUCUCUAGAAGGGUAUUAACUUUAAGUUUAGAUAUUUCUAUAAGGACUGGAAGGGCCUCGCCAGUCUGGUAUCUGUUGAAUUCCAGGGUGCACAUAAAUACAGCCAAAUUCCUAGACUGUGCACAGAUGAGUUGGGCACUCUUCAUAACCCUUGUAUGCUUCGAGGCUGCUGAAUCCCACGUAGACUGCAGCUUGCAGGUCUUGGGGGGUAGUGGUGUGAGUGAGUCAGAUGUAAAUAGUUAAGGGUUUAAAAAAGUAGUCAUGAUAGACCAAACCUUUCGUAAAGCCAUGACUGAAAUAAAAUUCAACAUCUACAGUUUUGGGUUUGUUUUUGUUUGUUUAAAAAGAAGUCUUUUUUUAUGUUACAUGUGUAACAGAAGAUACCCUCAGGAAGGAGCUUGCCAGUGCAUAUUUUUGUAUGGUACUUUCUUGUAACCAGCUGGUGGAGUGUUUGUAGAUUUGCCUUUUGCUCCCUUUAUUACAGUGGCUUUUUUUUUUUUUUUUUUUUUUUUUUUUAAUUGGGUGGUGGGGAAGAAGCAAUGAUGUUAAAACUGGGUUAGUAACUCAAGACCUUUCAAACUAAGUAUGUUUACAUGAAUCCGAGUGUUGGAUCCAAUUGAAAUGUCUGUAUGCUGUUUCCUAGUUAGAACAUCAAAUAAGAUUUUUAUUUUCCUGGCUGCCUUCUGAAUUUUGGUUGGCCUAUUUUGCACUGCUUUAUUUCUCCAAAAUAAACUACUGAAAUAUAAUUGUGCAUUUUACACUUGUUUACAAAUGAUUGUUAAAAGUUUAUUUUGUAAUUCUCUGAAGGCUUACAGAAAUACUAUAUUUAAAUAUUACUCCAGACCUUGGCAGUAACUAGAAAACAAGUUUAGGUUGUUGGUGUGAUCAGUGACAUGUUUUUCCCAUAGUCUGUAAUUUAUUUUUAUUUAUCAAAUAUAUUGGUAUCACUUUAAUUUACCAGGUGCAGAUAUGCAGAUACCUGUUGUGAUGUGGCAUUACAAGAGAUUUUUCACAUAAAUUACCAUGCAAUUGCUGUAGUACUAUAUUUCCUUGCAAAAAUUGUUGUUAUGGCUUAUAUAGUAGAAUAUUGCUAAAUCACAUGGAAAAAAUUGGGAGACCACUUUUUAAAGCCAAAACUUUAAAUUAUCAAGUAUCCAGACAUACAAGUGUUUAACUGUAAAACAUUCAAGCGUGCACAUAUUACUAAGCAUGUGCUAAAGUGCUUUUCUGAAUUGCUGCCUCAUUUGAUAAGUUCAGGAUAGUUUUAAUUUAAGAUAUGCUUCACAGUAAACUGGCUAAUGUUUUGUAGCAUUUUUUUUUUUGUGAGAAUAAUAAAAUCUAGUAAUGUUAGACAUUCACAGAAUGCUCUUGCUCUUAAAAUUUUGCAGACAAUCUGGAUGAGAUUUUCCAUGUUGGCUAUUUGAAUUCUGUGAUUAUGGGGUAGAAAAGGCUCUGCUGUGACUUCAGAGGCAAAGCUACUAUUGCUGUGUGGAUUGGAGCAAUUAUUUUAAAAUUAUAUGGUCACCAAUUAGCUUAGGGAUCAGAUUCUGUUCUAUGUCACUGUUACAAAUCCACAGGAACACCAUCAGCUUGACUGGAAUUUCUCCAGCUUUUGUAUUAGCAUGAUGGAGAAGAUUUGACUGUGAUUGCCACUCAGGUUAUGUAAUUGGCCUCAGUAGAUGAAGAUUUUUUCUCGGUUGAAGAGAACUUACAUGGUAUUAUUGCCUGUAAUGCAGACCCACCCCCGUCAGCUGCCCUCUCUAGCUGACUGUGCCAUGUUAUGCUUUGGUUUGUGACGGCUGUCCCGGAACAGUCGGAUCAUUAUGCAGAAACGAACUGCAAAAGCGCAGCCUGGCUGUGAUAAUCGGUGGUGACAUUUGUGGGUUUUGCAGCAGGACAUCCAUUCGGCCAGUGCUGUUCUGCCUUGGGUUAACCGCGGGGCCGGGCAUUCGGACCUCUGUGCUGCAGGCGCCGACCGAGCGGCCUGCCUGGUAGCUGCGAUGCACCGGUUUUCUGAUUUUUUAUUCAGGCUGCUGGAACCUGAACGAUAAAAUCGCCUGAAGAUCCCCAUUCAAAAUGCAUGAAUGUUUGUAAAGAAGAGAUCUGCAGCAGGUUGCUCAGCUGGAAAUCCACCAGUUUAAUUUGUUUUCAUGGUAGAUGAAUACAAAUUAAGAUCCCAACCCUGAGGCUUCUAGAGGAGUUGAAGGUAGUGAGGAUUGCUCAAGAUAAGGCCCAAAUUCUCCAGGUAAUUACAGGCUGUAUUCAGCCAGAGAGCGAUCAGCUGGAGUAGUGCGUAGCUAAAAGUGGCAGGAUACAGUCGAAAGGCAACAGAAUAAAUGUGGCCAGAGGGGUUUAAAUUGACUGGGAAAAAAGAGCAAAACAAAGGAAAAAUACUUCUGUGAUUUCCAUUCCCCCCAAAAUCUUUCUGGGCUUUGCCAAUUCUUAAAUUAACAAAGGUUUCCCAAAGUCUUUGCGUGGCAGCAGUGAGUCAGGCUCUUGCACAGUAGUUUGCAGCCUUGCCUUCCGCAGCUGUGCAGAAAAUUUCGGGUUUGGGGGUUUUGGGGGUCAUGAAUAGACUCUAUUUUGAGUUUGUAGCAGUCACCCCAUGUGCAUACUUGCAGGAAUUCAGUUGCAUUGCCUUGCAGAUUUUCUUUUCUUCUCUCCUUCUUCGUAACAGAUGUAUUGAUUUUUGUACUCAGUAUACAAUGACUUCAUGGUGUUGCAACUAUGUGUUUUGUAAUUAGGAGUAUGUGAAAAUGCUUUGUGUAGAUUAAAAUAUUUCCUUUAAUAUAA
Rhea pennata is the source of this 5895-nucleotide messenger RNA. RefSeq names its product inositol-tetrakisphosphate 1-kinase (gene ITPK1). Gene Ontology annotation, cellular component: cytoplasm. The record is from RefSeq and is a predicted model, not a curated record. The transcript has 10 exons. Bases 76 to 1299 code for a protein of 407 amino acids. Gene Ontology annotation, biological process: inositol trisphosphate metabolic process. Gene Ontology annotation, molecular function: inositol-1,3,4-trisphosphate 6-kinase activity; magnesium ion binding; inositol-3,4,5,6-tetrakisphosphate 1-kinase activity. Lineage: Eukaryota; Metazoa; Chordata; Aves; Rheiformes; Rheidae.